AUGAGCGCAAGCCGUUUGAAGAAUGCAUCGAUAGCAAUUGAAGAUUUGCUCAAAGAAUAUGAUAUUCGACUGCGCCCAUCGUUCGGCAAUGAACCAUUAUUAUUAGAUAUUGAAAUUCGUUUAGCAAGUUUCGAUAGCAUAUCGGAAGUUAAUAUGGACUAUACGUUGACACUUUAUUUAAACCAAUAUUGGCGUGAUGAUCGUCUUGUAUUCGGUAAUAGAAGUGAAGAAAUAACCUUAACUGGUGAAAUCAUUGAUAAAUUUUGGUUGCCUGAUACAUUUUUUCCAAAUGAUAAAAGUGCAUAUUUACAUGAUGUAACAGAAAAAAAUAAAAUGAUACGAUUAAAUGGUAACGGAGAAAUUCUCUAUGGUAUGAGAUUUACAAGUACAUUAGCAUGUAUGAUGGAUUUACGACGAUAUCCACUUGAUAGACAAAAUUGUACAGUUGAAGUUGAAUCCUAUGGUUAUACACAAGCGGAUGUUAUAAUGCGUUGGAAAAAUGGACGUGAAUCCAUAUUAGAUCUUGAUAAAGUUCAAUUGCCGCAAUUUACUGUUACUGGCUAUGAUACAGUUUCAUAUGGACUUUAUUUAGCAACAGGUGUUUAUCAACGUCUGUCGUUAAGUUUUAUACUUCAACGAAACAUUGGUUAUUUCUUAUUUCAAACUUAUCUGCCUUCUAUGCUCAUUGUCACGUUAUCUUGGGUCAGCUUUUGGAUAAACCAUGAAGCAACAAGUGCACGUGUAGCAUUAGGUAUUACAACGGUUUUAACUAUGACAACGAUAUCGACGGGUGUUCGAUCAUCACUGCCACGUAUAUCCUAUGUCAAAGCAAUUGAUAUCUAUUUAGUGAUGUGCUUUGUAUUUGUAUUUGCUGCUUUACUUGAAUAUGCAGCGGUUAAUUAUCUCUAUUGGGGUACAAGAGCAAAACGACGAAAACGGAAAAAACAAGAAAAUAACACAAAACGAGACACUCAAGCUGAUUACGAACUAGUGGAGGAAGGUGCGGGUGCUGGUGGCGGCGGUGGCAGUGAAAGUCGCGCAUCACCUAUACUUGGUUUACGUUCUCAUACUAAUUUUAAUUGUCGAGCAACAACAACAUCGAUUGAUGAAAAUUGUUUAACUCGACGAACUAAUCUUGUUAUUGAUUCUCAAACGCCACGUAUGCGUCCUAUAUUGAGAGGAAAUCCAGGGCUAUAUUCAUCACCAUUAAAUCGAAAUCCACGGCAAAAACGAGUGAAUCGUCUGUUAAAUCAUUUACGAACUCGUGUAAUAAACAUACGUCAACAUAUACCACAUGUACAGGAUGUCAACGAUAUUGACAAGUGGUCACGAUUAUGUUUUCCGAUUCUUUUUAUACUCUUCAAUGCAGUCUAUUGGCCGUAUUACAUGGCUCGGCCGGAAACAUCUUCAUAA
This is a messenger RNA of Rotaria socialis, 1413 nucleotides long. The record is from the annotation of a GenBank genome assembly. NCBI's taxonomy places the organism in Eukaryota, Metazoa, Rotifera, Eurotatoria, Philodinida, Philodinidae.